Adineta steineri is the source of this 1341-nucleotide messenger RNA. The record is from the annotation of a GenBank genome assembly. Lineage: Eukaryota; Metazoa; Rotifera; Eurotatoria; Adinetida; Adinetidae.
AUGGAGUCAACAAUCAAGCGCCAUGCUAUCAAUCGAAUCAUUCGUUUUGCUGCUAAAUAUGAUUUACGAUUAACGAAAUAUGUUAUUAACAUUGUUCACGAGGCUAUCGAUGCAUUCUUUGAUUUUGUUCUUGUCACCAAUCGACGUUCAACUGAUGAAUGGAACAAGCUACGCGAUGACGCGUUACAAUGGGGCGAGAACUUUUUCGAGCAAUAUCGAUCUGCCAUUGGUAUAAUUGCCAGUGAAGCGAAUCGCCGUUUACCAGAACGUUUUCGUGAGAGACGUCUCGAUAUUGAGAAAAAAGCUAUGGAUGAUUGUGAAACACGAGGAAUUCGCUUGGAUGAGCGGCUUGAUACCGUAUGUAUUGGUCAUCGUCAUGGAAGAAUACCCAUUCCAUUGACACUUAAUUAUCUUUUGAGUAAAAACAAAAAUGAUGAACGAUUACAAAACGCACUGGAUCAUCGAAAACAAGGCAUUCGUCAUUAUUUGGUCGAUCUUGAAGCUACCGUGAACAAGAUGGGCGAUCAGAUGAAAAUGAACAUGUUAGAAUGGAUCGCUCAAGAACAUAAUAAAUACAAACAAAAAGUCAGGGGAUAUCACCGCGUGGUUUGUCGCACUAUUCAAGAUCGUCAGAAAGUGUUUCAACUCGCUCGUUUAUUCGUUCCCAAAUUUGUUCGUAUUGAAUGCCAUCUCGAGGCAAAUUUACAUUUGGCCGCUCACCAUGGAUCUCGUCCAGUUGUUAGUUAUGAUGAAGUCUUGGGUACACGAGGAUUUUUCACUGUCCAUCCAGCAUCAUGGAAUGAUGAACAUGGAUUGGUUGCCAAGAAACUACGAGAGCACAUCAAUGACCAGAAUUUCGCUUAUCUAGAAGCUCAUUUUCAUCGAACAACAAGAGGGCGUCAAUGCAUCUACUUUUGCCUCGCUAUUCCACUAGCUUGCAUUCAUUUCUUAUCAAAAAAUAUGAGCAGCAUGACAGCAGAUAAAGCUAUAAAAAUUUCAUGUGAUAUUGCCAGUGUCAUUGCACAUAUGCACGCCUUCGAUCUUGUUCAUCGCGAUAUUAAAGUGGAAAAUAUUCUUAUGGAUGAACAUGAGAAUGUCUAUCUGGCCGAUUUUGGUACUUGUCAGCAUGGCGCCGAGAACAGUACGCUUGUGGGUUCUUUUCCGUUGUCACCAGAUCUCACCGCUCUAUUACAGCUCACUGGUUCUAGUUCCAGUAGCGAUCGGCAAUACUCGUAUGAAGGUACAGCAGUUGACGUUUAUCUGCUUAGUAUGCUCAUGUUUGUGUGCGCACCGAAAGGAGUUUACAUUCCUCCGUCGAACAGGAUUCUUGAACAAAUAUAG